Cydia pomonella (codling moth) is the source of this 1101-nucleotide messenger RNA. RefSeq names its product U1 small nuclear ribonucleoprotein C (gene snRNP-U1-C). Gene Ontology annotation, molecular function: pre-mRNA 5'-splice site binding; zinc ion binding. NCBI's taxonomy places the organism in Eukaryota, Metazoa, Arthropoda, Insecta, Lepidoptera, Tortricidae. The record is from RefSeq and is a predicted model, not a curated record. Gene Ontology annotation, biological process: spliceosomal snRNP assembly; mRNA 5'-splice site recognition; mRNA splicing, via spliceosome. The transcript has a single exon. Bases 121 to 612 code for a protein of 163 amino acids. Gene Ontology annotation, cellular component: U1 snRNP; nucleus.
AUGUGUCAAUUUAACUAACAUUCAUGUUUGCAAUGCAAGCGUUCUUUCGUCGAGUGCGAUUUUAGGUUGCAUUUUGAUUGUUAAUUAAAGUAUACAUAGAAACUUCUAGUGUAAUACAAGAUGCCAAAGUAUUACUGCGAUUAUUGUGACACAUAUUUAACUCACGAUUCGCCUAGCGUGAGAAAAACACAUUGUACCGGCCGAAAGCAUAAGGACAACGUGAAAUUUUACUACCAGAAAUGGAUGGAGGAGCAAGCUCAACAUCUCAUAGACGCUACAACCGCUGCAUUUAAAGCUGGAAAAAUUGCACAGAAUCCAUUUGGCGGUAAAGGUGCUGCUAUUCCGCCGCCAUGGGAUCCUUCAGUAAUGGGCCCGGGAGGACCGCGACCGCCCGUUCCUACACCAGGAGGCCCGCCUGGCAUGUUGCCGCCGCCCGCUAUGGGUCCUGGAGGACCUAUGGCACCACACAUGAUGAUGGGACCGCACGGCCCAAUGCCGCCUAUGAUGGGAAUGCGACCGCCUAUGAUGAUGGGCAUGGGCCCUAUGGGCCCCAUGGGGCCCAUGGGUCAGAUGCGACCACCGUUAAUGAACGGCCCGCCUAUGAACAAAUAGCAGAAGUUUAAAGUGAGUGAAAGACGAUAAUUUAAUACAAACAACCAGAACUCAUUAGAAACAUUGACCUGGAUUUACUGUAGUCCAUUUUAACACAAGUUGAUUCUAAGAAUAUCAUUCAAAGUUUCAAUGUGUUAACCCUUAUUUAAGUUUUAUCAACUUGUUUUCACCAUCUUAAAUGAACUUGACAGGGUGCUCAAAACUAUGUAAAUGUUAUGAUAUUAUUUAGUAUUUGUGAGCACCUUGCUUUCUGCAAUACUAACUAAUUUUUAUUGACAGUCCAGAAAUUAUUCAAAGUAAUUUGAGACGAAAUGGUUUUAUUUAUACUUUUUUAUCAAUGUCUAGUAGAUUUUACUAGGAUUAAGGAUAGGGGUUGACAAUUUUUAAUGUAAUUACAAUUUGUAAAAGCGCCAUGCAGCUCCCAAGCCAUGGGUUGCUGGUUAUGCAAGACCUAGGUUAUCAUUGAAUUAUAUUUGUAAAUUAAGUAAA